Closterium sp. NIES-65 is the source of this 2505-nucleotide messenger RNA. Lineage: Eukaryota; Viridiplantae; Streptophyta; Zygnematophyceae; Desmidiales; Closteriaceae. The record is from the annotation of a GenBank genome assembly.
AUGUACACUCGGGGUGGGGAUGUGCUGGGAUGGGAGGUGCUGGACUGGGGAUGGCAAGGAUGGGCGGUGGUGGGAUGGGGAGUGAUAGGGAUGGUGAGUGCUGGGAUGGUGAGUGCUGGGAUGGUGAGUGCUGGGAUGGUGAGUGCUGGGAUGGUGAGUGAUAGGGAUGGUGAGUGCUGGGAUGGCGAGUGCUGGGAUGUGAUAGGGAUGGUGAGUGCUGGGAUGGUGAGUGCUGGGAUGGUGAGUGCUGGGAUGGUGAGUGCUGGGAUGGUGAGUGCUGGGAUGGUGAGUGCUGGGAUGGUGAGUGAUAGGGAUGGUGAGUGCUGGGAUGGCGAGUGCUGGGAUGUGAUAGGGAUGGUGAGUGCUGGGAUGGUGAGUGCUGGGAUGGUGAGUGCUGGGAUGGUGAGUGCUGGGAUGGUGAGUGCUGGGAUGGUGAGUGCUGGGAUGGUGCUGGGAUGGGGAGUGAUAGGGAUGGUGAGUGCUGGGAUGGUGAGUGCUGGGAUGGUGAGUGCUGGGAUGGUGAGUGCUGGGAUGGUGAGUGCUGGGAUGGUGAGUGCUGGGAUGGUGAGUGCUGGGAUGGUGAGUGAUAGGGAUGGUGAGUGCUGGGAUGGCGAGUGCUGGGAUGUGAUAGGGAUGGUGAGUGCUGGGAUGGUGAGUGCUGGGAUGGUGAGUGCUGGGAUGGUGAGUGCUGGGAUGGUGAGUGCUGGGAUGGUGAGUGCUGGGAUGGUAGGUGCUGGGAUGGUGAGUGAUAGGGAUGGAGAGUGCUGGGAUGGCGAGUGCUGGGAUGUGAUAGGGAUGGUGAGUGCUGGGAUGGCGAGUGCUGGGAUGGUGAGUGAUGGGAUGGUGAGUGCUGGGAUGGUGAGUGCUGGGAUGGUGAGUGCUGGGAUGGUGAGUGCUGGGAUGGUGAGUGAUAGGGAUGGUGAGUGCUGGGAUGGUGAGUGCUGGGAUGGUGAGUGCUGGGAUGGUGAGUGCUGGGAUGGUGAGUGCUGGGAUGUGAUAGGGAUGGAGAGUGCUGGGAUGGCGAGUGCUGGGAUGGUGAGUGAUGGGAUGGUGAGUGCUGGGAUGGUGAGUGCUGGGAUGGUGAGUGCUGGGAUGGUGAGUGCUGGGAUGGUGAGUGCUGGGAUGGUGAGUGCUGGGAUGGUGAGUGCUGGGAUGGUGAGUGCUGGGAUGGUAAGUGCUGGGAUGGUGAGUGCUGGGAUGGUGAGUGCUGGGAUGGUGAGUGCUGGGAUGGUGAGUGCUGGGAUGGUGAGUGCUGGGAUGGUAAGUGCUGGGACGGUGAGUGCUGGGAUGGUAAGUGCUGGGAUGGAAAGCCUGUCAUCUGUGGAGCUACUCAACAACGUUCGCACACCCGCACAACAGCAGUGGGUUAGAGACGAGGCAGCUGGAGUCGCUGCCGGAGCGGAUGACAAUCCGCUGAAGUUGUACUCAACGUUCGACAUCGACGUUGGAUCAUUGCCGUGGGGAAAUCCUUUUCUCGCUGUCAUGGCGGACAUCAUGCACCAGGCAGACCUGGGGAUGCUGGACCACAUCGUGGUGUUGAUCUUUUUGGUGGCUGACGUUGUCGGCUCGCCCCAGCUGGAGGCCAUCAGAGCAUACCUUGACUGCAACGUGGCCACCGACCAAGGCGUGCAAACGGCUAUGCAAAAGGUAGGUGCUGUGAGGGGAGGCGCUGAGAUGGUGAGUGCGAUGAGGGGAGGUGCUGAGAUGGUGAGUGCGGUGAGGGGAAGUGCUGAGAUGGUGAGUGAUGUGAGGGGAGGUGCUGAGAUGGUGAGUGCUGUGAGGGGAGGUGCUGAGAUGGUGAGUGCUGUGAGGGGAGGUGCUGAGAUGGUGAGUGCUGUGAGGGGAGGUGCUGAGAUGGUGAGUGCUGUGAGGGGAGGUGCUGAGAUGGUGAGUGCUGUGAGGGGAGGCGCUGAGAUGGUGAGUGCUGUGAGGGGAGGUGCUGAGAUGGUGAGUGCUGUGAGAGGAGGUGCUGAGAUGGUGAGUGCUGUGAGGGGAGGUGCUGAGAUGGUGAGUGCUGUGAGGGGAGGUGCUGAGAUGGUGAGUGCUGUGAGGGGAGGUGCUGAGAUGGUGAGUGCUGUGAGGGGAGGUGCUGAGAUGGUGAGUGCUGUGAGGGGAGGUGCUGAGAUGGUGAGUGCUGUGAGGGGAGGUGCUGAGAUGGUGAGUGCUGUGAGGGGAGGUGCUGAGAUGGUGAGUGCUGUGAGGGGAGGUGCUGAGAUGGUGAGUGCUGUGAGGGGAGGCGCUGAGAUGGUGAGUGCUGUGAGGGGAGGUGCUGAGAUGGUGAGUGCUGUGAGGGGAGGUGCUGAGAUGGUGAGUGCUGUGAGGGGAGGUGCUGAGAUGGUGAGUGCUGUGAGGGGAGGUGCUGAGAUGGUGAGUGCUGUGAUGGGAGGUGCUGAGAUGGUGAGUGCUGUGAGGGGAGGUGCUGAGAUGGUGAGUGCUGUGAGGGGAGGUGCUGAGAUGGCGAGUGCUGUGAGGGGAGGUGCUGAGAUGGUGAGUGCUGUGAUGUGA